GAGGCAGCAACUCCUCUCCUUAUGAGGAAAAAGAAGAAGAAGAAGAAGAGCAAGCUAAUUAGCUACAUAUUUUGUCUUAUUGUGUGUCAAACUUGAACCUCAAAUGUUGACAAUACACGUUUCUGAGCGUGUGAAAGUGUAUUUCACACAUUUGGCCACUAGAGGCAGCAACUCCUCUCCCUAUGUGAAAAGAAGAAGAAAAGUAAAACCUCAGUCCAGGUCGCUCUUCCGCUCCUCCUCUCCGCUCGCUCGCCGUCUCUUCGCCGCCAUCUUAGGCCGAGCUCCAGCGUGCCCUGCCUGUCUGUCGGACCGUCGGCUCCACAGGAUAUCCGUCUUUCAGCAUCGCAGACGCUUGCGUAUCUCCGAAUCGCCGCACAUGAUGGAGAGGAGUCGUCGUUCGCUCUUCGCCGCCCCUCUGCAGCGUCACACGAGUAAAUGUGGGUUAUCUCACACUUCCGAGGCCCUGGCAAGCCUGGAGCAGCUGGAGCUCAAGGAAGCUGAAGACCCAAGAGGAUAUUGUUUUGGUGGUUAUCACCCCGUGCAGAUAGGCGACACAUUUAAUAGAAGGUACAAGGUGCUCUCGAAGCUCGGCUGGGGUUAUUUCUCCACUGUGUGGCUCUGUCUGGAUCUCAGUUUUGGUCGUCGCGUUGCUGUGAAGAUUCUGAAGAGUGGAGCUGGUUUCGCUCAGGCGGGACAGGAUGAACUUGCCCUCUUAAGAUGUACCGGUGGGUCCUCCAGAAGGCAUCCACAUAGUGGGAAGAUAGUUCAGCUGCAGGAUGAGUUCAAGCUGGCCGGAGUCAAUGGAGUUCACAUAUGUCUAGUGUUGGAGCUACUGGGACCAGACCUGAGAACCUUGCAGGCGCACUUUAAGAAUCGGCGACUCUUUCAGCCUUGUGUCAAACAAAUACUCAUUCAGGUGCUGCAAGGUUUGGAUUACCUUCACGAUCAGUGUAAAAUAAUCCACACAGACAUCAAGCCAGAGAACAUUCUGCUGUGCAUAAACCAGCAGUCCAACAAUCAACCAGUGGGUGGCAGCAGUGUGCCCAGUCUACCUAUUGAGGAUGAGGUUCAGCCCAAAGAAAAAGAAGAGGCUACUCCCUGCGUGUUCACUGAAGUUACAGUGAAGAUCGCUGACCUGGGGAGUUCCUGUUGGGUGUACAAACAUUUCUGUGGGGAGAUCCAGACUCGUCAGUACCGUUCAUUGGAGGUCCUACUUGGGUCUGAGUACGGCCCGCCGGCAGACAUCUGGAGCGUGGCCUGCAUGGCCUUUGAGUUGCUUACUGGAGACUCUCUGUUUGAACCCAAAGCUGGCGCCUCCUUCUCCCUGGAAGAAGAUCACAUAGCCCAGAUCAUGGAGCUGCUGGGUAAAAUACCACCAACUGUAGUUUUUUCCGGGAAAUAUUCGUCGCAGUACUUCAGCCACAGAGGUGACCUCCAGCAUGUCGGACUGUUAAAGAUCUGGAGACUCUACGACAUUCUGGUGGAAAAAUACCACUUCCUCUUGGACGAAGCUUCCACUUUCUCUGACUUCUUACUGCGCAUGUUAGAUUAUUACCCGGAGAGGAGAGCCACUGCUGCACAGUGCCUCCUUCACCCUUGGCUGACCUCCUGAUGUCACCUCCUUAAGGUCCUACAAGGCCUCUGCAGGUUACUCAUAAUAGCGGAUUGUAAUGGUAACCAUAGACCAAAGGUUCUCUUUUGCACUAGUAACCGACAUACUAGAAGAUUUAAGAUGCAAAUGUACACCAAUCCACAUGAAGUCUGACCCAGUUUAGUAACACCGUUUGAAUUGUUUUUCAUGACUUAAUUUAAAAAAAAAAAAAUAGAUUAGUGUUUUGUGCGGAGCAACGCACUACAAAAAAAAAACAUGCAUACACGCUUUAUUAAAACACUGUAUUUUGUCCUUGGAAGAGGCCCUUUAAUGUCACUAACAUUAACUAAUUCAAUAACAUUUAUUUCCUGGAAGUAACUUCACAAAAUGUAUUUAUUUUCUUCUUCUAUAAAAUCUAUAUAACUUAAAAAUGUUUUAUAUGUUUUACACCACCAAAUUUACAGUAUAUUGAGGGCAACACUGUAAAACAGUUGCGUUGUUUUUUUGUUUUUUUACAAUGUUAUAAAUUACAUUUUUGUUUGAUUGAUUUGGUACAUUUGUUCCACUCAUUAUGACACUUUCUUUCCUUUCCUUUUGCAUUGUGGCCCUAAUACUAACAAUCAGCAUUAUUAUUAUAUUUUUCCAUCAGUAUUUCCACUCAUAUAAACAGGUUUUGGCCGGACAAAAGUGAAAUAUUGUGAAAAAUGUGGAUGUGUUGAAAACUUUGUGCAGCUAUUAUUCAACUUGCAGAUGCGUCAAAUCAGAUAUUUGAUGAUAUAUACAGUAAGGUUACAGUUAUUUAUCUGCACUAACCUUAAAACCGGAAUUCACAUGUUGACUUAUUAUUCACUUGUUUGAAGAAUAUGUUCUGACACAAUGCUAAACUGGUUUUUUUGAAGGCAUUUUUAAAUAAAUGACCUCCAAUACUGACAAA
Nerophis ophidion (straightnose pipefish) is the source of this 2525-nucleotide messenger RNA. RefSeq names its product SRSF protein kinase 3. The transcript has 15 exons. The record is from RefSeq and is a predicted model, not a curated record. Gene Ontology annotation, biological process: protein phosphorylation; spliceosomal complex assembly; regulation of mRNA processing. Gene Ontology annotation, molecular function: ATP binding; protein kinase activity. NCBI's taxonomy places the organism in Eukaryota, Metazoa, Chordata, Actinopteri, Syngnathiformes, Syngnathidae. The coding region runs from base 104 to 1612 and encodes 502 amino acids.